Acanthosepion pharaonis is the source of this 1443-nucleotide messenger RNA. Lineage: Eukaryota; Metazoa; Mollusca; Cephalopoda; Sepiida; Sepiidae. The record is from the annotation of a GenBank genome assembly.
AUGCUAAUUGUUCUGGUGAGAGCUUUCUUCUGUUGUUUGUGCGUAUCUAUCUCAGUCUCUUCACAUCUAUCUAUCUAUCUAUCUAUCUAUCUAUCUAUCUAUCUAUCUAUCUAUCUCAGUUUGUUCAUAUCUAUCUAUCUAUCUCAAUUUGUUCAUAUCUCUCUCUCUCACUAUCUAUCUAUCUAUCUAUCUAUCUAUCUAUCUCAGUUUGUUCCUAUCUAUCUAUCUAUCUAUCUAUCUAUCUAUCUAUCUAAGUCUGUUCAUAUCUAUCUAUCUAUCUAUAUCUAUCUAUCUAUCUAUCUAUCUAUCUAUCUAUCUAUCUAUUUUCGUCUCUUUAUAUCUAUUUCCAAAACUAUCUAUCAAUCUCUAUCUUCCUAUCUUUUUAAACUCUCUCUUCUCUUCUUUUUUCGUCUCUUCUCUUCUCUCUUCUCUUCUCUUUUCUCUUCUCUUUUCUGUACCUUGAACACUGAUGUCGAUUUACCUUGGUCAUAUGAACAGGUUGUUCAUCUUUUAUUUACUGGACACUAUUUUCAUCAGGUGAAAGGUUUGAUAUGCGUAGUUCUGUUUCGAAAAUAUAAUACCAUUUAUUCUUUAUUUAUCGAAUUCUUUUCUCGAUUGACUUUAUUUAAUUGUUUUUUAUUCGACUUUUUGUUUUUUUUAUCCUUCAUUUUUCUUUCUUUUUAUUAUAAUUUAAAAAAUUUUCUUAACAUCCUUUAUUAUCUGCAUUGUUUUCCCUUAUUCUUUCUUUCUUUUUUCCUUUCAUUCAUUCAUUCUUCUUAUCUUUCUUUCUUUUUCUAUCUUUCUUUCAUUCAUUCAUACAUUCAUUCAUUCUUUUCAUUUAUUCAUUGUUUUAAUCAUUCAUUCAUUCUUUCUUUCUUUCUUUCUUUCUUUCCUCCUAUCUUUUUCUUUUAUUCAUACAUUUAUUCAAGCUAUUUCUGCACCAAUAACAUUUACAAAAUUAUCAACUCUCAUAAUAACUAUAUUUUAAAUCGUCCCCCCCCCCCAACAUUCUUUUCUUCCUUCCCUUUCUACGCCUUUGCUUCCGCUUCUUUCUUUCUUUCUUUCUUUCUCUCUUUCUUUCGCUCUUUAACUCUUUCGCUCUUUCUUUCUUUCGCACUUUCUUUCUGUCUUUCUUUCGCACUUUCUUUUGUCUUUUUUCUUUCUAUUUUGUUUUCUUUUUAUUUUCUUUCUUUCUUUCUUUCUUCCUCUCUUUCUUUCUUUCUUUCUGUCUUUCUUUCUUUUAUCUAUCUUAUUCUCCCUCUUUUUCUCUAUCAUUUACUUUUACUCAUUCUUUCUUUCUUUCAUUCUUGUAAAAAUGAUUUCCUUUACUCUCAUAAUAUCUUUUCUGAGUCCCUUUCUUCUUUUUCCUUCAUGGUUCUUCUAACUGAAACUCCAAACACAACUACCCCCACCGUCCUAAAUAUCUUCCCUAUCACACCCUGA